Messenger RNA from Eutrema salsugineum, 980 nucleotides. Its product is annotated as two-component response regulator ARR7. The transcript is spliced from 5 exons. Lineage: Eukaryota; Viridiplantae; Streptophyta; Magnoliopsida; Brassicales; Brassicaceae. The record is from RefSeq and is a predicted model, not a curated record. Gene Ontology annotation, biological process: cytokinin-activated signaling pathway; phosphorelay signal transduction system. The coding region runs from base 185 to 841 and encodes 218 amino acids.
CAAAGAUCUCACCAGCAAAAUCCGAUCUCCCGAAUCUCUCCACUGAACCCCACCUCUUAUAUUUAUGUCACCUAACCUAACUUUUUCUUCUUCCUCCUCCAUCACAUCACAUUGAUUUCUGCGUUUUCUUUCUUCUUUAAUCCAAAGCUUCUUGUUCGAACCAAUCUUCACGCCUUCCUUAUCUAUGGCGGUUGGUGAGGUCAUGAGGAUGGAGAUUCCCGCCGGUGGAGAUUUGAAAGUUACUUCGCCGGAAUUACACGUUCUUGCCGUCGACGAUAGUAUCGUGGAUCGUAAAGUCAUUGAGAGGUUGCUAAAAAUCUCUGCCUGUAAAGUGACAACUGUAGAGAGUGGGACUAGGGCUUUGCAGUAUCUUGGCUUAGAUGGAGACAAAGGAGCUUCUGAUCUCAAGGAUUUGAAGGUGAAUUUGAUAGUGACGGAUUACUCAAUGCCAGGACUAACGGGAUAUGAUCUUCUCAAGAAGAUUAAGGAAUCUUCUGCAUUCAGAGAAAUCCCAGUAGUGAUUAUGUCAUCUGAGAACAUCUUACCCCGUAUAGAACAAUGUAUUAAGGAAGGAGCAGAGGAAUUUCUGUUAAAACCGGUGAAACUAGCAGACGUCAAACGAAUAAAACAACUUAUAAUGAGAAAUGAAGCAGAAGCAGAGGAAUGCAAAACCUUAAGAAGCCAUUAUAACAAGAGAGAGUUUCCGAAAGACAUUGAUACACCAUCACCAUCAUCAUCAUCAACAACAACAAGUAAUGAUGAUGAUGAUUCUUCUGUCAAGGACUUUCCGUCUUCAAAACGGAUGAAAUCGGAAGCUGAAAACCUUUCUACUCUUCUUUGAAAUAUAUAUAUAUAGAGAGCCAAGACCUUAGCUAACAUUGUCUGUUGAUAUUCCUCAUCUACGUUUUUUGUUCAUUCGUUUUUGUAAUUUUUGGGUCAAUUCACAAACAGUUUUUGAGAGAAUCAUUGUUUCACUUAAA